This is a messenger RNA of Nylanderia fulva, 4336 nucleotides long. RefSeq names its product Matrix metalloproteinase 2 (gene Mmp2). Gene Ontology annotation, cellular component: extracellular matrix. Gene Ontology annotation, molecular function: metalloendopeptidase activity; zinc ion binding. The record is from RefSeq and is a predicted model, not a curated record. Gene Ontology annotation, biological process: extracellular matrix organization; proteolysis; collagen catabolic process. Lineage: Eukaryota; Metazoa; Arthropoda; Insecta; Hymenoptera; Formicidae.
GCGGCGCACUGUUCACACGUGGCUGUCGCUCCUUCUCUCUUGCCGAAAAGGGUGCGCGAGUGCUUAUUCGCGACCCUCCUGUGGGAUUAAACGCGAUUGACCUCACUACCGAGAACAGGAAAUGACGUCGUCGUCGCGGAGAUGAUAGCGCGAAUCGCACCGUUUGCAGCAUUGUCGGCGGAUGGACGUGCCAGCCGCUGGAAAGCCCGAAUCCGGAGGAAAGUACGAAGAAGCCGGUAAUCAUCAUCGUCAUCGUCGUCAUCGUCGCAAGCGGCGCAGGAGAGCAACUGAGUUGACAAAGGUCGGCCGAUUCGCGAAAAGGAAAAAGGAAAGAAAGAAGCGUGGGGCAAGCAAGUAAGUAAGCAACGACACGAUCAUUAGUUAAUCAUCGUGUUGCGGUCACUCGAGGCGAACGAAGAAGAGGAAGAAGAAGAAGUGGGAAAAAAGGAAGCAGGAGGCGCACCCAUCGGUGGGAGAGACGAUCAGUGAAGGAGAAAAGUCUCAGUUUGUCACUGGAGACGUAGACGACGUCCGGUUACGUGAAUGCAUCGUUCGCAGAUUUAGCAAGAGUGAUUGCUACUUGCACAUGAUAGACGCUAAUCUCGAUCGAGGAGACGCGAAUAUCGCUCUUCCUUUUUUUAUACUUUAUACCUUAUGAAGAUAUCUUGAAGAGGCCGACAAGUAAUAUUUUGAAUAUUUCGCGUUUUGCGAAUAACUUGAGGAGAUUAUCUGACGAUUGAAGGAAUUCAAUGGGAUUCCUGUUCUAGCUAUCCUAUGCUUUGAUCGUCCUGAACGGAUUCUCCGAAUCACUCAUUCGGGUGGAAUCUUCAUUCCCACUGCCUCGUGUUUCGCGGGUUGAAGAUCCUGAAGAGACUCGAGAGACUAGCCGGCGGAAUCUCGAUCUGUUCUACUUCGCGUGCACUUCGAUUAUUCUGAAGAGACUCCAAAUCCUUGGUGGAAUCUUCAUCUAUCGCUACUUUAAAUAUUCCGAAGAGAUUCGAAGUGUAUUCGCGGUAUGUGAUCUCGUCGAUAAUUCGACUUUGACAAUGACAGUGCCUCCUUUCGUCUCUUUUAAUCGUUAUCGGGUUCGCGAAUUCGCGUGAAACUCUCGGUCGCGAAGAACGACUUUCGCGAGUGUUGUAUCAGUGUUGCAUCUUCAUUCUCGAGGAAGCUGGUCUGAUGCGCUCCGUUACGAAGAUGAUACGUCACGUCAUCAUCGCUGUCUUACUUGCCGUGCUCGUCAAGGGAGCACCGAAAUCAUCGAUCAUUUACGCGGACGACACAGUGCAAAAUUAUCUGAUGAAAUUCGGUUACUUACCCCAGACUGAUUUUGAGACAGGAAAUCUGCGGACGGAAGACCAGCUCAGAGAUGCUAUAAAAAAUCUGCAGAAAUUCGGUGGUAUUCCCGUGACUGGGGAGCUCGACGAGGCGACAAAGAAAUUGAUGAAGGCCAAGAGAUGUGGAUUACCGGAUCAGCCGGAUUACAGAUUCAUGAAGACGAGGCACAAGCGUUUCACCAUCCACGGACAACAGUGGCAGUAUCGAAAUCUCACCUGGAGUCUGAGAACUGAGCAACCCAGCGGUCUGGACACAGGCGGAGUCCGACGAGAAUUGAGAAAUGCUCUCUACCUCUGGGAGAGAAAUUCGAAACUCACCUUCCAGGAGAUUAACAGCGACCACGCCGAUAUUCUGGUUUAUUUUCAUCGGGGUUAUCACGGAGAUGGAUAUCCGUUCGAUGGCAGAGGUCAGAUCCUGGCGCACGCGUUCUUCCCGGGCAAGGAUCGCGGCGGGGACGCUCACUUCGACGAGGAGGAGAUAUGGUUGCUGGAGAACGAUAGCAACGAGGAAGGCACCAGUCUGUUCGCGGUGGCCGCUCAUGAAUUCGGCCAUUCCCUGGGUCUGGCGCACAGCUCGGUCCAGGGUGCGCUCAUGUAUCCCUGGUACCAGGGAUUGAGCCCCAACUACGAGCUGCCAGAGGACGACCGACACGGGAUUCAGCAGAUGUACGGUGCUCCCGAGGGUAAGCUAUGGGCCAACAUACCGGGUGGUCCGCUACCACCGGAGCGACCACCACCCUCAACGACAACGACAACGACGACGACAAUCACGACGACGUACAGACCCUGGAGGACGAGGCCUACCAGGCCUAAUCAUUAUCCGGACGAUGGCAGGCCCCGACAACCGGGUCAUUAUCCGCAAAAACCCGACUAUCGGCAUAAAACCCAUCGUCAUCACGUGACAUGGUCGACGUCAACGACGACAACGACGACGAUGAGGCCUACGUCGAGGUUCAGGCAUCGAUGGACCCCACCGCAACGAAACGACGUGCCCGACAAAUGUGACACCAGCUACGAUGCCAUCAGCAUCAUUCGCAGGGAAGUCUUCAUCUUCAAAGGACGGUAUUUGUGGCGAAUAGGCGAUAAAGGAAUCUACGAGGGGUAUCCAGCGGAAAUCAUCAGGCUGUUCAACUUGCCACCAAGCACCGAUCACGUCGAUGCCGUGUAUGAACGUCCAGACAAAAAGAUAGUCUUUUUCAUCGGUCGUGAAUACUACGUUUUUAAUGCCAAUCAUCUGGAGCCGGGUUAUCCGAAACCAUUGACGCAUCUAGGAUUGCCAGCCUCCUUGGAGAAGAUCGAUGGCGCCAUGGUGUGGGGUCACAAUGGCAGAACUUACUUCUUUAGCGGUUCCAUGUAUUGGAGGUUCGAUGAAUCUGUUAAUUACGUGGAACUCGAUUACCCAAGAGACAUGAGCAUGUUCGCUGGCGUCGGGAAUGACAUUGAUGCCGUUUUCCAAUGGAAAAAUGGCAAGACGUACUUCUUUAAGGGUAGGUUUUGGGAGUUUGACGAUCUCAGGAUGAGAGUGGUACACGAGAAGCAGAAACUUUCGGCGCCAGUCUGGAUGGGUUGCCCUCCACCGGAAGUGGAGACCAAUGAUGUAGAAACCAAUCUGCCUAGAAAGUCGGCGAUCCUUUCAGUUUCCGCUGCCUCCGCGGGAAGAAUCAUGCCGAAUUUCACAAUGCGCAUGAUCAUUGCGAUCGUCGUCACAAGAAUAAUAUUAUUGCUGUAAUACACGUGUUCUAGCCGACGAACGGUAUUCGGAAACAGGAAUUUCGCAUAACACGAACAUCAGAAUUCGAAGGUGGGAACGUCGAUGCAAAUUGACGAUGCAGUUGAAAAUGAAAUAUUACGAUCGAAAUUCAAAACUUGCGUUUUGAUUUCACAACACAUCGAUUUCCUCGCCGAUCCUACCAAUGAAAAAAUCGCAAUUACGAUUCGAACAAAACUCGAAGAAUGAUAUCGAACUAAGUCACGAUAAAGCUUCACUUUUGAGAAGAUAUUUUUUUAAAAAGCUGAUGAAUCAUGGAAUACUGUGAUACGAUGUUACAUGAAAUGAAAAUGAUGGAAGUUUUUCACACAGCUAGAUUUUCUGUAUGUACAUAUUUUUAUAUCACUGAUAAAUAUAAUAUUUAUAUCGAUAAAUAAAAUUUUGUCCUCUCACAAAAGAGAAGCGUGUGACUUAGGUCUAUGUCAUCAUAUCGAUACUAACAUUUCCUAAAAAAAAUUGCGCCCCUGAGCUGCGCAUAUUUUUGAGCAUUUUUCUAUACCGUCUUUUUAUAUGGCCGCAUUUAUACAUAAAUCAAGUAAUUAAUUUAUCAUAUAAUUUAUAUUGCACGAUGGACGAACGAUUGAUUCUCGAAAGAAAACUAAUUCUUGAGGAUAUUUCACAGACAAUCUUGCGCGCGAUUCUUGCGAUUACAAACUACCACUGCCAAAUAAAUCCAUCCAACAUUUUUCGAUAUUCUUUUUUUGCUACAGAGAUUUUAAAUCGAAAUAGAAGGAUUCUUGUUAUUUCAAAGAUUAAUACGCGUCAUCAAUAAGAAACUCCGUAAUCGUGACGCGAUUAUUAUUAUUCGGACUCUUUCUCGAUGUGAGAUAAGAUAGCCGAUUCCGAUAAGAGCACGUAUUUUAUAUAAAUAUUGUAAUAUUGUAUUAAUACCGCAUAAUUUAGUGAAAGAGGACACAGGCAAAACGCAGUGUCGCCAGUUUUGUAAACUGUGAUAUUUAAAUACCGCGCGCGAUAUUUCGAAUAGUUAGGCAUAAUAUCAAAAGGGAGUAGCGUAAAAAACAAUCUUACAGAUUUAAUAUACGGUGCGGUGUAUCAGUGAAAUGCUUGUAUGAAUUUUGCGAGUGCAGCCUUUCAAUUUACUUAAUCCAAAAUCAAUUUUUUCUUAGUUGAAAGUUUCAAUGAUUUUGGUAUUAGAACUAGUACUUAAUAAAAAAUGGAGUAAAGAUAAAAAAAUCUUAUUUCGCAUUUAUUUUUAUUAAAUUUUGACUCG